AUGUCCGCCAAAACAGAAUCAGCCAUCUACACCCACGGCCACCACGCCUCAGUCGUCCGCUCCCACAGCUGGCGCACAGCCCAAAACUCCAUCGCCUUUCUCCUGCCUCAUUUGAAGCCAGACAUGAAAAUCCUCGACAUCGGCUGCGGACCCGGCACCAUCACCGUUGACGUUGCAUCCCUUAUUCCACAGGGUCAUAUCACCGGCCUUGAGCGCGCGGGCAGUAUCCUAACACAAGCGCGCGCCAACGCAGAAGCCAAAGGCGUGACGAAUAUUGAUUUCGUCGAGGGUGACGCGAAUGCACUCUCUUACGCUGAUAACACUUUCGACGUGGUCUAUUGUCAUCAAGUCCUCCAGCACGUCGGUGAUCCGAUCGGCAUGCUGUCUGAAAUGAAACGCGUCGUUAAAAAGGGCGGUAUCGUUGCAGCCCGGGAAGCUGAUUAUGGUGUUUUCGUUUGGUAUCCUGAACUGCCCGGACUGAAGGAGUGGCAGGAUAUGUAUGAUCGUAUUGCGAGGCGGAAUGGAGGCGAGCCGAAUGCGGGACGGAUGUUGCAUGCUUGGGCUAGGAAGGCGGGUUUUGGCGAUGUGAGGUGUAGUUGUACGAUGUGGUGUUAUGCUAGUGAGGAGGAUGUUACUUGGUGGAGUGAGUCAUGGGUUGAGAGGGCUGUGUCUUCGUCGUUUGCCACGACGGCUAUUGAGCAUGGGAUUGCGGGGAGGGAGGAUCUGGAGAGAAUUUCGAGGGCUUGGAGGGAGUGGGGGGAGGAUCAGGAUGCGUGGAUUUCUAUUCCGAGUGCGGAGAUUCUGUGUGUUAAGGAGUAG
This is a messenger RNA of Penicillium subrubescens, 819 nucleotides long. Its product is annotated as class I SAM-dependent methyltransferase. The record is from RefSeq and is a predicted model, not a curated record. Gene Ontology annotation, cellular component: endoplasmic reticulum. Gene Ontology annotation, biological process: sterol biosynthetic process. Gene Ontology annotation, molecular function: sterol 24-C-methyltransferase activity. NCBI's taxonomy places the organism in Eukaryota, Fungi, Ascomycota, Eurotiomycetes, Eurotiales, Aspergillaceae. Bases 1 to 819 code for a protein of 272 amino acids. The transcript has a single exon.